Messenger RNA from Aspergillus nidulans FGSC A4, 2136 nucleotides. RefSeq names its product DEAD-box ATP-dependent RNA helicase DBP2. Lineage: Eukaryota; Fungi; Ascomycota; Eurotiomycetes; Eurotiales; Aspergillaceae. The transcript is spliced from 6 exons. The record is from RefSeq and is a predicted model, not a curated record. Gene Ontology annotation, molecular function: ATP hydrolysis activity; RNA helicase activity; ATP binding. Gene Ontology annotation, cellular component: nucleus; cytoplasm. Bases 111 to 1802 code for a protein of 563 amino acids.
GGUCUUUCUUCUUUCUUCACUUUCUCUCUCUCUUAUAUCUGUGUUGCCUCUGAUUCUCAAGUUGAGGAUUCCUUUUACCAACAACGCAACACAACUUUCUCUCAUUCACCAUGUCUUCUUACGGCGGCAGCGGUGGCUACCAGCGCGAUUCCUAUCGCUCCGGCGGUGGCGGCGGCUACUCAAACGGUUACUCUAAUGGCCAUGGAGGCGGCUAUGGAGGUCGCGGCGGCGGUUACGGUGGUGGUGGUGGUAGUGGCUACGGAGGUGGCUACGGCGGUGGUGGUUACGGCGGCGGCGGUUACGGACGCGGCGGUGGUGGUGCCGGUGCCGGUGCCGGCGGUGACCGCAUGGGUAACUUGGGUUCCGGUCUGAAGAAGCAGGACUGGGAUCUCGACACACUCCCUAAAUUCGAGAAAUCCUUCUACAAGGAGCACCCCGAUGUGACUGCCCGGUCCCAGCGUGAAGUCGAUGAAUUCCGCAAGAAGUGCGAGAUGACUGUUCAGGGACGGGAUGUCCCUCGUCCAGUCGAGACCUUCGAUGAAGCCGGUUUCCCCCAAUAUGUUCUGAGCGAAGUUAAGGCUCAGGGGUUUGAGAAGCCUACGGCUAUCCAGUCUCAGGGUUGGCCUAUGGCUCUCUCCGGUCGUGAUGUUGUUGGUAUUGCCGAAACCGGCUCCGGAAAGACCUUGUCAUACUGUCUCCCCGCUAUUGUUCACAUCAACGCUCAGCCUCUCCUAGCUCCUGGAGAUGGGCCUAUUGUCCUUAUUCUCGCUCCUACCCGUGAAUUGGCGGUUCAGAUCCAGGCUGAAAUCAGCAAGUUCGGAAAGUCGUCUCGCAUCAGGAACACUUGUGUGUACGGUGGUGUCCCCAAGGGUCCUCAGAUUCGCGAUCUUUCCCGCGGUGUUGAGGUCUGCAUUGCCACUCCCGGUCGACUCAUUGAUAUGCUCGAAGCUGGCCGCACCAACCUUCGCCGAGUUACUUACCUCGUUCUUGACGAGGCCGACCGCAUGUUGGAUAUGGGUUUUGAGCCCCAAAUUCGCAAGAUCAUUUCUCAGAUUCGCCCUGACCGCCAGACAUGCAUGUGGUCAGCUACCUGGCCCAAGGAGGUCCGUCAGCUCGCCAGCGAUUUCCUCAACAACUACAUUCAAGUCAACAUUGGUUCGAUGGACUUAUCCGCCAACCACCGGAUCACUCAGAUUGUAGAAGUUAUCUCAGAAUUUGAGAAGCGUGAUCGCAUGAUCAAGCAUCUUGAGAAGAUCAUGGAGAACCGCGGCAACAAGUGUCUCGUUUUCACUGGUACUAAGCGCAUUGCCGACGAGAUUACACGUUUCCUCCGUCAGGACGGAUGGCCAGCACUUUCCAUUCACGGUGACAAGCAACAACAAGAAAGAGAUUGGGUUCUGAAUGAGUUCAAGACAGGCAAGAGCCCAAUCAUGGUGGCCACUGACGUGGCUUCCCGUGGUAUCGAUGUUCGUGACAUUACUCAUGUCAUCAAUUAUGAUUACCCCAAUAACUCAGAAGACUAUGUUCACCGUAUUGGUCGAACUGGUCGUGCGGGUGCUAAGGGUACCGCCAUUACCUUUUUCACCACUGACAAUGCUAAGCAGGCUCGUGACUUGGUCACUAUCCUCUCUGAGGCCAAGCAGCAGAUUGACCCCCGUCUCGCUGAGAUGGUCCGCUACAGCGGUGGCGGCGGCCACGGUGGUGGUUAUGGCCGUUGGGGUGGUCGUGGCGGCGGUCGUGGUCGCGGUGGUAACUUCACUGCCUCCAACGCAGCGCCUCUUGGUAACAACCGUCGCUGGUAGACCAUCAAUGCCCCCUGCAUUCAUGAGCUUGUACUCCCCACAUUCGACGGUAGACGAUCGAUUUUUGCACUUUCCGACUUGCGCGUUUCCGUUGUUCUUUGAUAUCUCUUCGUAACUCAAUAUGGGCGGCGUUGGUCAAUCUCACGAUAGACUCGUUAUGUUUUUACUCGAGCUUUUACAGGUUCCGGACUGGGAUGAUAACCGUGGUCAUUUUACGCACUUACACGGAUAUACGUUAAUUCUUUCUCUGCUUUAAAAAGUCGUUCUUUUUAGCCUGGACAUGAUUGGCUCCCAGUAGGUAGCUUGCCAAUCAUCAUUCCAAAGAUUGACAUUG